Frankliniella occidentalis (western flower thrips) is the source of this 2224-nucleotide messenger RNA. Its product is annotated as triokinase/FMN cyclase. Gene Ontology annotation, cellular component: cytosol. Gene Ontology annotation, molecular function: glycerone kinase activity. Lineage: Eukaryota; Metazoa; Arthropoda; Insecta; Thysanoptera; Thripidae. The record is from RefSeq and is a predicted model, not a curated record. Bases 73 to 2010 code for a protein of 645 amino acids. The transcript is spliced from 12 exons. Gene Ontology annotation, biological process: glycerol catabolic process.
AUGCUAGAAACGCCCCGAAACUUUAAGAGAGCGGGAAUUGACAGGCCCCUGGUCUGGACGUGAAGUUCGCUUAUGGGCAGCCCCUUAAGUGGACACUUUGACGUUGAAGUCCGAUCUGUUCGCUCGGCUCGGACGCUGCCGGCUGUCUCAGUCGAGCGUCAGACGGGGGACAGAACGGUCACACUCGUCAAGUGUAGCACCAGGAUCGCACCGGACGCCAUCAUGGCCCUCCACAAGCUGGUGGACGACCCCGAGCGCUGCGUGGACGACAUGCUGGCCGGGCUGGCGGCGGCCUUCCCCCAUCUGCGCGUGCUGCCCGACACCCGCGCCGUCGUCCUCUCCGGGGCCGGCGGCCAGGACGACGCGGUGGGCGUGGUCUCGGGGGGCGGCGCCGGCCACGAGCCCUUCUGCGCGGGCUUCGUCGGCACGGGCAUGCUGGCCGGCGCCGUGUCCGGCUCCGUGUUCGCCUCGCCGCCCGCCACGCACGUGGUGCGCGGCCUCGCCCACGUCGCUCGGCGGCAUAGGGGUGGAGUUCUUCUGGUGAUUCCCAACUACACUGGAGACUGUCUGAAUUUUGGCCUGGCGUCGGAGUGGGCUAAAAGAGAUGGCAUUCCCGUAGAGAGUGUCAUUGUCGGAGAAGACUGUGCUUUACUAGGAACGGGGAAGGGCUCCUCAGCUGGUCGUAGGGGCAUGUGUGGGUUGGUUUUUGUCUAUAAAAUUGCUGGUCAAUUAGCAUCAGAGGGACUGGCCUUGAAGAAAGUAGCAGAAGCAGCCCAGAAAGUGAUUGACAAUAUGGCAACAAUGGGAUUUGCUCUGAGAUCAUGCACUGUUCCUGGUUCAACCCAACUCCUCUUGAAACUUGAUUCUGACAGCGUUGAGCUAGGUGUUGGAGUUCAUGGAGAAGCAGGUGCCAAGACUAUUAAAGUUGCCCCAGCCUCAGAACUGAUAGCUGAAAUACUGAAUCCAAUCUGCCAGACGCUAAAACCUGCCAAAGGAGAAAAAGUAGCAGUUCUUGUCAAUAAUCUUGGAGGUCUUUCUCAAUUAGAACAGUGGGUAGCAGUGAGCAUAAUUCACAAACAAAUAUCAUCAUGGGGCGUUUUUGUGGAACGCAUAUAUGCUGCCCCAGUGAUGACUUCCUUGGAGACUGUUGGUCUGCAGGUGUGUGUUCUGAAACUUGCAGAAAAUUCGUGGUUGAGAUGCCUUGAUGCUGUGACAUCUGCCCCUGGUUGGCCAGGCUGCUCUCUUUCCAUACCUCCUACUGGAGAACACAAGCCAGAAGAACUAGUAGCAAAGCUUGAGGAUUUGGAUAUAAAGGAAUCAGGCCCUGAGUUGGAACACGCACAUUCACAGUUAUUACUCCAUGCUUUAGAAACAGCUGCAAAAGACCUUAUUCAACAUGCAGAUAAAAUGAAUGAACUGGAUAGUGGUUGUGGAGAUGGAGAUUGUGGAUCAACACUUGCCAGAUUAGCCAAAGGAAUCUUAACUAAAUUGCCAACACUUUCUAUUAAACACCCUGCUAAAUUGUUAAUGGAGCUAGCAAACUUAGCUAGUAUAACAAUGGGCGGUACCUCUGGUGCAGUUUAUGGUCUGUUAUUUUCUGCUGCAAGUGAGCAGUUAAGGAAGGUAAAAUGUGUGGCAGAUGCUCUAAACUUUUUGGAGCAUAUUGCCAAGUCUUGGGAAGAAGGAUUACGCGGUAUAAUGCGUCACAGCAAGGCUCGUCAAGGUGAUAGGACCAUGCUUGAUGCUUUGAUCCCAGCUUGUGAAGAGUUCUGUAAGGCCAUCUUAGAAGGUGCCAAUGGACCCACAGCUUUAGCAGCAGCAGUGCUUGCUGCUCGCAAAGGAUGUGCAAGCACAGCUGAUAUGUCCGCCAAUGUUGGCAGAGCAAGUUAUGUUAAUGAAACACAUCUUGGUGAUGUGGAUGCUGGAGCAUAUGGUGUUGUGGUGUGGUUGGAGGCUUUGUUGAAAGCAUUUGAGUCAAACUUUUAUCAUUCAUUUUGUAGUUUGUGUUGAAAGGGAAGUGUACCUUAAGGCCAACUUACUACAAGACAAAAAUUUUCUUGGGUCAUGUGGCAUAACAUCAAGUUAGGGGAAAAACAACAUACAAAUAAAGGUAACACCUCUUCAACUCCGCUCAAGAAUCUUCUAUGUCAUGAGUUUACUACAUAUCAUUUACAUCAGGGAAAUAGGAUUUUGUCAGAAAUACAUUGACCGAGCCUAUCUGGAA